GUCUCAGCUGUCAGCUGUACGCCACUGCAUCGUCGCCAGCCUCGCCGCGGCACAUGGGGGCGGGAUCCAUGCAGCGGCGCCCAUACUUACCACGCUUGGCCGGCGCCAGUACAUACUACCAGUACAGCUCGCCCGGUGCAGCCGCCGUUCAGCCCUCUAAUCAGCCCGGCCCCAGCUAGGCAGCCACCCUGCUUCACUUGCUCGGCAGCUUUGCCCGGCAUCGGCUACUGACAUCCGCCACGCCGCUUCUUUCUUCUCCCGUUUCUUUCCGCUUGCCCACGCAUAUGCUCCAUGGGCGCCCGCGGAUGCCUGGCUCCGUUCCAGCACUUCGUUAACAGCACCCGCAACCGCCGUGGCAGCAAUGGCAGUGGCGGUGGCGGCAGUGGCAAUGGCGCCAGCGGCGCCGCAGGCGCUGGUACCGCUCACGGCGAGUCGAGCCGCCACCCUCCCCCCACCUCCUUCGACGACGCAACCCUUGGGGCCUGGUUCGACGACCUGAAUGAGGCCGCCACGCAGCACGCCAUCCGGACCACGCUGGGCAACAGUACGGACGCGACACACGUGGCCCUGGUGAUGGCAUUGGCGGAAGACAUGCGGAGGCUCAUGGCGCCCUACGGCUCAGCAUACAAUAGCCAGGCGCCGCCGCCGCCGCCGCCGCCGCCGCCGCCGCCGCCGCAAACCGGGCACAGCUCUGCCAGCGGCUUCGGCGGCUUCGGCGGCUUCGGCGGCUUCGGCGGCUUCGGCGGCUUCGGCGGCGGCAGGAACAGCAGUGCCGCCGGUGGCAGCAGCAAUGGCGCUGGCGGCAGCAGCAACACGAGCAGGGACAGCAGCGCCGGCAGUGGUGGCAGUAGCACUGGGGGAGUGGGGGCAGACGGGGGCUCGGGCCCGGGCUCGGACUGGGAAUCUGCCUCUGCUGCCUCGAGCCCAGGUGGCAAGCCGGCCACCGGUUUUGCCGCUGCUGCUGCCGCUGCCGCUGCCGCUGCUGUUGCCACUGCUGCUGCCGCACGCUCGGCGGCUGCGGGCGUGGCAGCUGCGCGCUCGGCGGCGGUUUCGAGCACGAGCAAGGCGGUGAGGGAGUGCGAGGUCUGCCUCAGCGAGGAGCAGUCAGAUGGCAAGCCGCUGAAGAAGUGUGGCGGCUGCAAGUCGGCGUACUACUGCAGUGAGGCCUGCCAGACUGCGCACUGGCCCAACCACAAGGCCGCUUGCGGGAAGCUGCGCAAGCAGCAGCAGACGAUGUAGAUGCAGCGGGAGAAGCAGUGGCAGUAGCAAUGUUGCAUUAACAGGUGCAGCAGUUGCAGGCUGCAGGGUAAGAUAGGUGUGGGCAUGGGGCAGUCGCCUGCGGUGAGUUGGUAGGCAAAGUGCCUGACGAGACGCCUGUCGGGCCCCAAUUCCGUCCGCUUUCCGUCUUUCUAGGGGGACGUCACAGGGGUGAUAGUUGCGCAAGAUCAAGCGUGCCCACAACGGGGACCGACAAGCCUGCAGGCCUGAUGAGUACCUGACGAGAAGAUUGCCGUCCGGGCUCGGACAUUUUUCAGGUUUCAAGGCCGCGCGUGGCCUAGGGGCCCCGGGUCCUUGUAGAACACGGUUGACGAUCGGGGGCUCGUAUCGCAGAGUGCGCCAUCCUCGGAGGGCGGCCAGGCAUUUGGCACAUUGGCCGCCUCUCGGCACCCUUAUGAGAAAUGUAAGCUAGUGUGAAU
Molecule: messenger RNA, 1697 nt
Organism: Chlamydomonas reinhardtii
Lineage: Eukaryota; Viridiplantae; Chlorophyta; Chlorophyceae; Chlamydomonadales; Chlamydomonadaceae
Exons: 3
Coding region: 292-1239 (315 amino acids)
Source: RefSeq, a predicted model, not a curated record